Caenorhabditis briggsae is the source of this 2529-nucleotide messenger RNA. It is a transcript of the gene Cbr-asic-1, whose product is annotated as Protein CBR-ASIC-1. The transcript is spliced from 15 exons. Gene Ontology annotation, cellular component: membrane. Lineage: Eukaryota; Metazoa; Nematoda; Chromadorea; Rhabditida; Rhabditidae. The record is from RefSeq and is a predicted model, not a curated record. The coding region runs from base 1 to 2529 and encodes 842 amino acids. Gene Ontology annotation, biological process: sodium ion transmembrane transport. Gene Ontology annotation, molecular function: ligand-gated sodium channel activity.
AUGGGCAAAAAAAGUCUGAAACGGGCCAUCGAACUUGAUGUCGUGGAUUUCGCUGAGCACACAAGUGCUCAUGGAAUCCCAAGAGCGUAUGUGUCAACUGGAUGGAGGAGAUAUAUGUGGUUACUUUGUUUUUUAUUCUGUCUUUCUUGUUUUGGACACCAAGCUUAUUUGAUUGUUGAGAGAUUUAACAGAAAUGAUAUCAUUGUUGGUGUUGAGAUCAAAUUCGAAGAGAUCAAAUUUCCAGCAGUAACUAUUUGCAAUAUGAACCCAUACAAGAACUCAGCAGCUCGAGAACUCGGAGCAAUCAGAAAUGCAUUAGAAGCAUUCGAAUCGGCAAUUGAUAAAAGUGAUGGAAACGUUCAUACAAUCCGGAAAAGAAGAUCUUCGGGUUCCAAAAUGAUUGCAGUUGAUUUAAUGUGUAGAGAAGAUCAUGGAAUGCUGAUGGCUCAUGAGUUUGGGCAUUUGGAAUGUACAUGUGUCACCUUUGAUGACUCGGAAGCAUAUGAAGAUAAUGAUGAAAUCUUUUGGAACUGUCAUCCCAGAAAGAAAUGGACCCAUAGAAUAUGCCACGUGACAGAAGACCAUAACCAGAUGAAAACUUGCAAAUGUUUCGAAGAGAACUGCAUUGAGGACGAAGCCACAAAACAGAUGGCGUGGCCACUUGUGAUGAGAGGAAACGGAACGAAACUUUGUAUUUCUAUUGAAUCAGGUGGUCCCAGUUAUUGUGCUUCUGCUCAGAAAUUUAAAGUUUCUUCGUGUCAAAAAUGCGAUUGGAAUGGAAAAUGUGAAGAAAACAAAGAACAAGAAGAGGGAUUAGGAAUAGAAGAAGAACGGAAGAAGUGCAUUUGCCAUCAUGGGAAUUGUUUUCAGAUCAAAAAUGAUGGAAAGAAAAGAAAAAGAAGAACACCAGAAAGAAAAGUUCAUGAGCGUCUUUUGAGCAGAUAUGAAGGACUUUUGGCGGUUUACUCUCACUGUAAUUGUACAAAACAGCACGGAUGCGUGUCUACUUUGGUACCAGAUGUAGAUCUUCAAAACUCAAAUGAUACAUGUCUUUGUUUUUAUAAUCAGAAGAAUGAGCAAGUUUGGCCGUGUUACAGAGAGCCAGAAUGGGAGGAGAGAAAGUGCAGCAGGUGGGAGAUUGAGCAUUUCUUUCGAAUUUCUUUCAAUUCUAUCUUCAGAUGCAACACGCUCGGGGAUUGUGUAUACACAGAUAAACCAAAGAAGCAAAAUAUAUCAUGUCUAUGUGCAACACCCAUCAAAAUGUGUGUUCGGAUUGAUCCUCCACAGAAAAAUGAUACAAGUUUAGAAAUUCCAGAUGAACGUGUUGUCAAGUUUUGGGAUAUACAGCCUUCAACCACAAUAUCUCCAAUCGUAAAGAAAAAAGAAGAACGGGAUAAAGCAUACGGUUAUACAGGAGUGAAAGAUAGAAUUGCUUUGAGAGCAAAAGCGAUGGAGAACAUUAUUUUUGCUGUGGAUGCAUUGACGGAAUCUCAAAAAUGGCAAAUCUCGUAUAACAAAUCCGAUUUCAUAAUGAAGUGUUCGUUCAACGGAAAAGAGUGCAAUGUGAAACAUGAUUUCGUUGAGUACCUGGAUCCCACCUAUGGAGCAUGUUUCACUUAUGGUCAAAAGUUGGGAAACAUUACAAACGAACGGUCAGGUCCUGCUUAUGGAUUACGACUGGAAGUGUUCGUGAAUGUGACGGAAUAUCUACCAACAACGGAAGCGGCAGGCGUCAGAUUAACGGUACAUGCUACAGACGAACAACCGUUUCCGGAUACACUCGGGUUCUCUGCACCAACUGGUUUUGUGAGCAGUUUCGGAAUCAAAUUGAAAUCAAUGGUGAGGCUCCCAGCUCCAUAUGGUGAUUGUGUUAAAGAAGGAAAAACAGAAGACUUUAUAUAUACCCAAAAGGCAUAUAACACAGAAGGAUGUCAAAGAAGUUGUAUCCAAAAGCAUCUAUCUCAAACAUGCGGCUGCGGAGAUCCCAGAUUUCCUCCUUAUCGAGAGUCAAAAAACUGUCCAGUCGAUGAUCCUUACAAAAGAGAAUGUAUCAAAAAAGAAAUGCAUGUGGCAACGAGAGAUUCAAAGAAGUUAGGAUGCUCUUGCAAGCAGCCAUGCAACCAAGACGUCUAUUCAGUGUCAUAUUCUGCAUCCAGAUGGCCAGCGAUUGCUGGUGAUUUGUCCGGAUGUCCGCAUGGAAUGGCUGCUCAUCACUGUUUGAAUUACAAAAGAGAGCAAGGAUCGAUGAUUGAAGUUUAUUUCGAACAACUCAACUAUGAGUCCCUAUUGGAAUCCGAAGCAUAUGGAUGGUCAAAUCUUUUAUCAGAUUUUGGUGGUCAACUUGGAUUGUGGAUGGGAGUCAGCGUUAUAACUAUUGGAGAAGUGGCAUGUUUCUUCUUUGAAGUUUUCAUUUCAAUAAUAAGUUCAAAUCGAACGAAACGACGUCCGGCAAGGAAGUCAUUCAGUUCUUCACUCCGAUGUUCCACUGAUUAUAAUUUGAACAAAGACGGGUUCAAUCUUGACAACUAG